Messenger RNA from Cyprinodon variegatus (sheepshead minnow), 1076 nucleotides. RefSeq names its product cytokine like 1 (gene cytl1). The record is from RefSeq and is a predicted model, not a curated record. Bases 64 to 504 code for a protein of 146 amino acids. Gene Ontology annotation, biological process: positive regulation of transcription by RNA polymerase II. The transcript is spliced from 4 exons. NCBI's taxonomy places the organism in Eukaryota, Metazoa, Chordata, Actinopteri, Cyprinodontiformes, Cyprinodontidae.
UCUCUGCAGCUUAUUUGUUGGAUUUCUUCACAUGCAGCUGGACCCUUUUCAAAGCAAAUAGACAUGAGGCUGGGACUGGUGGCUCUCCUCUGCUUCUUCAGCUCCGUGCUUCAGUGUGACUGCACUCCUCCGACCUGCUACUCCAGAGCGCUCAACCUGGGCAAAGAAAUCAUGACCCUCCUGGAUAAGAUCCAUACUUCCCCCCGCACUAAAGAGUGUGCAAAAGUUCUGCCUGUCAUCCACAUUGAUGUCCAUAAUGCAUGCAUCUCCAACAAACUGCGUGACAUUCUCUACGUGGUGCUGAACCAUCCCAGCUCGAUCUGCAAGGAGAAGCCCAGAAUGGUUCUGCUGAAAAGGAAAAUCCAGAACCUUUACACCAUCGUCACCAGACUUUGUUACCGGGACCUGGUGUUUUUCAUAGAUGAUUGUGAAGCUAUUGACACUGGACGCAGCAGCCCAAACUUAGCAGAAGACAGGCUGCAGCUGCUGCAAGAGGACAGAUGAGAGACUUCAGCAAUAUAUAUAUAUAUGUGCAUAUAUAUAUACCUUUAUAGAAAUUAUUAGCCAGAUGUAGAGCAGUAAAGGUGUGUUUAUAACACCAAAAAUAGAGCUGAUUUAUGUCCUACAUGUAAGCUGGCUGAGGGUUGCAUGUCAUUGAACACAAAUGGUCACAUUCCAGCAGCGACUGCAGAACUUUCCACAGGAAAUUAGCUGAAUGCCAGCCGUGCCGACGAAAACCUUAAAAUAAUAAACUUGUGCGAGAUGCUUGAGUUUUCAGCCUGACCUCUGCUUGUUUACCAGGGCUGAUCAAAGGUUUGCACGCCAUUAACAAAAAUAAGUUGUGUUCUCGUGAGCUAUUGCACACAGCAGCAACGCUGUGUGGCCUUCUGUAAACAUCUGAAGGCUUGAACACGGAUGUUAAACAUGAUGGAGAUGAAGUGGAGCUCUUCUCACUCCUACAUUUUGCAGCUCUCUGAACUUGUACACUUUGCUUUGUUUUUAAGUUUAAGGACUCCUUAAAGAUGUAUUUCUGUAUACGCUAACAUUUGUAAGGUAAUAAAAAUUUUUGUAACACU